AUGAUAACCUGGCACGAUCUCUACACAGUUUUAACCGCCGUGAUUCCACUCUACGUCGCCAUGAUCUUAGCCUACGGCUCCGUACGGUGGUGGAAAAUAUUCUCACCGGACCAAUGUUCCGGCAUAAACCGUUUCGUUGCUAUCUUCGCAGUACCACUUCUUUCCUUCCAUUUCAUCUCCACAAACGACCCUUACGCUAUGAAUUUCCGCUUCAUCGCCGCGGAUACGCUUCAGAAAAUCAUCAUGCUCUUCGCACUUACUAUAUGGACUAACUUCUCCGUGAACGGAAGUUUGGAGUGGAUGAUCACAAUCUUCUCUCUUUCCACAUUGCCCAACACUUUGGUUAUGGGAAUUCCGCUUCUUAUUGCCAUGUACGGCGAAUAUUCCGGCAAGCUUAUGGUUCAGGUGGUGGUUCUUCAGUGUAUCAUUUGGUAUACUCUUCUUUUGUUCCUUUUUGAGUACCGUGGCGCGAAGCUUCUCAUCAUGGAACAGUUUCCUGAAACUGCUGCUUCUAUUGUUUCGUUUAAGGUUGAUUCCGAUGUUGUUUCGCUGGACGGAAGGGAUUUUCUUGAGACGGAUGCUGAAGUUGGUGAUGACGGGAAGCUUCAUGUUACUGUCAGGAAAUCAAAUGCUUCCAGGAGAUCUUUUAUGAUGACUCCACGGCCGUCGAAUCUCACCGGAGCUGAGAUUUAUAGUUUGAGUUCUUCUAGGAACGCCACGCCGCGAGGGUCUAAUUUUAACCACGCGGAUUUCUACUCCAUGAUGGGUUAUGCGCCGAGACAUUCUAAUUUUGGUGCUGCGGAUGUGUAUUCCGUUCAAUCGACUUCACGCGGCCCUACUCCGAGACCGUCUAAUUUUGAAGAUAAUACAACACCAGCGCCAACAGCAUCAGCAGCAUCGGCACUAGUGGUGAGCUCUCCGAAAUUUGGAUUUUAUCCGGCACAGAAUGUACCUGUGACUUACCCGGCUCCGAACCCAGAAUUCUCUUCUGGGUUGAGCAAGAGUAUUAGCAAAAACUCGCAGCAACAGUUUUCUCAACAGUCACAACAAUUGGUUCAGGCACAACCACAAACGGUUACUAACAAUGGUACUGCUGCUAAAACAAGCCAUGAUGCAAAAGAGCUUCACAUGUUUGUGUGGAGCUCUAGUGCCUCUCCGGUUUCCGAAGCUAGCGGGCUUCAAGUCUUCGGCAGUGGAGCCGCUGAUUACGGAGUGUCCGACCAAUCUGGACGCUCCGAACAAGGUGCUAAGGAGAUUAGAAUGUUGGUUCCUGAUGACCAUCCUCCAAAUGGGGUCACGAAUAAAGUUGAAAAUGAAGCUAUGACUGAAACAGAGUUUGGAGGAGAAGAGUUGAAAUUUCCGGUAAAAGAAGAAGAACUCCGUCUGGAAGAAGAUCGCCGAGAAAAAGAAGACCCGGCCGGGCUAAACAAGCUAGGAUCAACCUCAACGACAGAGCUACACCCGACAAACGCCGGUGCCACCACAGCAAAACACAUGCCUCCGGCCAGCGUUAUGACUCGUCUCAUAUUGAUCAUGGUUUGGCGGAAGCUAAUCCGCAACCCAAACACAUAUUCCAGCCUCAUUGGUGUCAUUUGGUCCCUAGUAGCCUUUAGGUGGCAUGUGCAUAUGCCCAAAAUAAUAGAGAAAUCAAUCUCCAUACUGUCUGAUGCUGGUCUUGGAAUGGCUAUGUUCAGUUUAGGUUUGUUUAUGGCUCUACAACCUAAGAUGAUUGCAUGUGGGAACUCGGUUGCUUCAUUUGCUAUGGCUGUUCGGUUUCUUACCGGUCCCGCAGUUAUGGCAGCGGCUUCCAUUGCCGUUGGCCUGCGUGGCAACCUUUUGCGCGUAGCUAUUGUUCAGGCUGCUCUUCCUCAAGGGAUUGUUCCGUUUGUGUUUGCGAAAGAAUACAAUGUUCAUCCAGCCAUUCUUAGUACUGGGGUUAUAUUUGGAAUGUUGAUAGCACUACCGAUUACACUAAUCUAUUACAUAUUACUUGGUUUGUAA
Messenger RNA from Lathyrus sativus (Indian pea), 2001 nucleotides. Lineage: Eukaryota; Viridiplantae; Streptophyta; Magnoliopsida; Fabales; Fabaceae. The record is from the annotation of a GenBank genome assembly.